Messenger RNA from Fusarium poae, 2967 nucleotides. RefSeq lists its product as uncharacterized. Lineage: Eukaryota; Fungi; Ascomycota; Sordariomycetes; Hypocreales; Nectriaceae. The coding region runs from base 1 to 2967 and encodes 988 amino acids. Gene Ontology annotation, cellular component: nucleus; cytoplasm. The transcript has 2 exons. Gene Ontology annotation, biological process: regulation of DNA-templated transcription; circadian rhythm. The record is from RefSeq and is a predicted model, not a curated record.
AUGCCACUCAACCAACCGCCGCCGUCGUCUUCCAAGACCGGCCACCCGCUCCCUCGAAGAACAUCCCCAGCCAACUCGAUUACUCUUCGCCAUCACCGAUUAGCACGCGAUGCAUCACUCAAGGCCAGUCAGGGCUCAAGGCCCGCUGUCAAGACGACGACGACAACAUCGCCUCGGCGUGACUCGACGGGCGAUAGCAACGAGACCGGCCAAAGUGACCCUAACACAUGGUUUGAUCAAUCGAACCAGAACCCAACUGCCACAUUCGACAGUAAUAUUAUGGAAGUCGACCCCCCUUUUUUCCAAAAAGAAUCCGACUCCUCAAACGAAGACAAACCAUACUACAAUCAUCAUCAACUCGCGCCUCCUAAACUUACAGCAGCACACAGCAGCAGUGCAGAUGAUUACCGCAGUGUCAUCGAUGACCUCACGGUAGAAAUCCAGAAGCUCCGGGAGGAACUCAAACGUUACAAGAAUACAGGUCCCGAUAUGCUUCGAAAGGAGAAACUUUUCGAGAUCAAGUGCCAUGGGCUGCCAAAGAAGAAGAAGAGAGAACUCGAAGCCACACUCCGAGAUUUCGCAGCGAGUCUGAGUGGAUCCCCUGAUACUUCGUCAUCACAGAACAAGAAGAAGUCCCGCCAUGCAAACCGCGAUAAUAUGUACUCCGGCUCUGGAUCCAAGCAUGCAUCUUCAUCAUCAGGAUCCAACUUUCGCCCAGCCGACUCUGCCUAUGCCUCUAUGUCCACCGGUGCCAAGUCUUCGGGGACUUCUUUGAGUCGUCCCAGUAUGGGCUCGCAAGCAAAGUCGUCAGAGGCAGUCGAGAGUUAUCUACGGGAUAUUCCCGAGGGUUUAUAUCCGCGACACAUGAUCAUGACGGAGAAGGAGAGAAAGAAGCUUGUUGUUCGUCGACUAGAACAGUUAUUCACAGGCAAGAUCGGCGGACGCCACGUGGUGAAGAAGCAACCUGUACAGCCCAGUGGUAGUUCUGCUGCUCUAGCGCCUGUUGUUGCGGACACACAACCAAAUGUUAUUAACACCUCAAACUCUUCGAUCCACGAACCUCCGACACUGCAGACAAGCGGCAAAGAGCCUACAAGAGAGGCCCGAAUCCUGCAUUCUGAACAACAACCCGGUCACUCUGGCAAAAAGAGUCGGUCUGCUGAUAAUGGCUCUGCGUCCAACUCCAACGGGGAUAACACUGAGUUUGGCGGUAACGGCAACAGCACGGGUUCAGGCACAAACCCAUCCCCUCCAAUGACAACUUUGCCCGAACAGCGGCCCACACGACCCCGUGAUUUAGACCCAGACCGUGCACAAGUGCCGGCUGAUAACAUGGAUUAUAUCCGUCAUCUUGGCUUAGUGCCACCAGAAUUAUUAGCAGAACAGCAUAACCAGGAUGUUCAUCCUGAUGCUGAGGGAUGGGUUUACCUGAAUUUACUGUGCAACCUGGCUCAGCUCCAUAUGAUCAAUGUCACCCCUGAUUUUGUUCGCUCUGCUGUGACUGGCAUGAGCACCAAGUUCCAGUUAUCACCUGAUGGCCGAAAAAUUCGAUGGCGUGGUGGAACAGAGGGAACAAGGUUUAGCAGCGACAGUUCCGGAUACAACUCUCAGAAAAGCCCAUCAACGGAUGAUACGGAAGGCGGGUCCGAGAGCAAGCGCAAACGACAGAAGACAGGUCGCUCUACAGGUGACGAGUUUCAGUCAGGAAGUUCGAGCAAGAACGGCCUCAAGUACGACCCGCAGCUAUGUGCUCCUUCUGAAAGCUUCCACUAUAAGCCCUUGUUUGCGCAACAGGAUUCUUCAGGCGGCCAGACUUCGCUCGAUGAGACUGUCUCCUCGUUUGGCCCUCCCGAGGAAAGCAACAUUGGGGAAUCGAGAUGGGGAUUCAGUGGUUCCGGUGCGUCCAGCCGUAGGAAGCGCCGUCACGAUGGCGCCAUAAUCUAUUACAGCGGUGCUCCGUUCUGUACAGAUUUGUCUGGAGACCCCGGUGAUAUGUCACCCACCACACAAAUGCGAGCUGCUGGUCAAACCCAAACGGAUAAGGAUACUUUCAAGGUUCCCCCAUCGCCUCUUCGACGGACAGACUCUGGAUCGUUUCUCAACUACAGACCAUUGACGGACCGCGGAAUUUUGUCGACUCAACCGACUACAGCUAUGGAUAUCGAUACUGAGGACCCGCCAAGUCUUACGGAUGAUACCGAUGAUGCUAGUGAUAUUGAUUUGGACUUCACUUGGAGCGAUAAACCCCAAUACAUGCAGCACUACCCCCUUGAGCCUUGCGGUUUGGGUGGGGUCUUGCCUGAGGAUCACUUCAUGGUAGUUGUUUCCACGAAAAGAUCGAAACAAGAUGAAUUGUCCUCAGUCCAAGUGGCUGAUGGAAGGAUUGGUGAAGCCACGGAUGCCGUCGUCCGUCGUUUGGCAACUAUGUCGACCUCGUCUCCAAUCUCAGGCGGCUUGAAAUCUUGGCCGCGUAUCGGUCCCCUCCCUGUUGAAAUUGGAUAUAUGUCAGGUCGCAUCAAGCGACUGACACCAGUCUCUUUGCCACCUCCUGCGAUUUUCUUCCCACCCUUUAGUCCUAGCGAGUCUACCGCAGACGACGACGACGAUGUUUCGGAUGAUUUCGAUACAUCAUCGUCACUGAGGGACCUUAUGGGACAACGAACAUUGCAGCAUCAGUCGGAUGGUUACCCUGAUGGCGUUGACCUCAGCAGUGGUGACGAAGAGGGUGACGAACCCGAUGACUCGCCCAGUCAGAACAUGUACGCAACCAGCCGAGACCCAAAGGCGCUGCCAAACCGUCCUCGACAGGCUGCCCGCCGUACCAGUAGUGCUGCCGCGGCUGCCGGUACUGCUCGGGGUGCAAGCAAGAGUAACAGUGCAAAUCCGGCGUUAUCCCAUGAUGAUAGUUCCGUCGCUACUGCGGGCGCAGCGGAGAGUGGUUACAGCAGCAGUAACGAGAGUCCCUAA